AUGUAAAAUGUGAAAUAAAUGAGGGAAAAGUAUGAAAAUAUCAAACAAAACAAUCCGAAUAGAAAUGUUAGUGCUAGAUCAUAUCAUAGUCAAACACCUUCCAAAGAGCAAUACCAAAUCGCUUUUUCAAACAGUUAAAAAUCAACUUAGAAUCCCAUAAUAUAGAUUGGGAAAACAUUAUUAUGUAGUCCUUGCUAUAAUAAAAGAUUAUUAAAUAAAAAGCAAUUGAAUAAAAAGUAAGAAUCUGAAUUGGAGAAAAGGUUGCUAAUGAAUUAAUUAGAAUAAAAUUAAUUACUUGAAUAACAAAAGAUUAAUUUUGAAGUUGGAUAAUUAUCAUAUCGAAAGUAAUUGGAGCAACAAAAUCGCGUUAUUUCAAAAUAAUUAUAGGAUUAACAAAAAGAAAAGGAAAGAUAAAUUAAAGAAUAAGAAAUAUUACAAUAAAACUUAAUUAUAAAAUAGAAUUAGGAAAUUUUAUAGAAAGAAAAAGAUGAGAGAAAAAAGAAAUAAAAUAGUUUGCAUUAAGAACUUGCAAGUCAACUUGAAUAGCAAAAAAGAUUAAAGAAAUUAGAUCAAUUGUCUUAAUCUGUGCAAUUUGACGAUCCUUAUUGGAGAUAUCAAGCAUAAGAGGAGAAGGAAUUAUAAAGAAGAAAACAUUGCCAAUUGAUUGUGAAUAAUAACAACUGGUAAAAUCAUGAAAAAGAAUAACUUAAAAAAUAAUAGUAAGAAAGAGCAAUAAAAAAUAAAGAAAUUGAUUAAAGGAUUAAGACCCUAUAAGAGUAUCAUAAUCAAUUGGAAUAGGAGAAAAUAGAAAAAUAAUAAAUAUAGCAAUAACUCAUAUUAGAUUUAAAUGCUUAAGUAAAACUUAAAAAAACAAAAGAAGAAGCCAUUAAAUUAAUAGAGUUAUAAAAGCAGCGUAAAAGAGACGAAGAAAUUAUUGAAUAAGAAAAAUAAAGACACUGCCAAGAAUUGUGUAACAAAAAGAAAAUAAACCAAGAAAUUAUUGAAGGCCUCAAUAAGUAAGUUGAAAUGCAAAAAUAAUAAAAUAUUAAAUAACAACAAGAACCAGUUAAAACUGAUUUUUACUUAUUCAAACCAACUGUAGAAAAGUAAACCAUAUCUUGUGCUGAUUGCAAGAAAUAGUAGGUUCCAUAAUAAUUAAGCUAUGCUUGA
This is a messenger RNA of Paramecium tetraurelia, 1170 nucleotides long. RefSeq lists its product as uncharacterized. NCBI's taxonomy places the organism in Eukaryota, Ciliophora, Oligohymenophorea, Peniculida, Parameciidae. The record is from RefSeq and is a predicted model, not a curated record. The transcript has 2 exons.